AUGUCACUGAAUACCCCGUCCAAUCCUGCAUCUCCUCCCUCCCAGACCCUCCUUGACGAUCCUCCAACCCGCCCUGUCCCAUCCUCGCUGCCGAGCGAUCAGAUCGCUCAUGGUCCAGAUGAGCUGUCGAUAGACCGGGCUCUACAGGCCGCGCAGCCAACCGCAGCUCCACCCUAUGACAGUACACCUGACGAAUCUCCAGGCGAGAAGCACGAGAAUGAGGCGAAGCAACAAUCUCCGCCUCUGAAAUUCCAGCCGUUCUUCACACUGAUCGAAGAUGCGCAUGCAUCGGACUAUCACCACCCGACUGUUCAUUACAUUUUCUCCGAUGAUGACACCGAUAUUGUGACGGAAGCUGCUAUGCGCAGCUUGGCUGCGCAGCAGGAGAUUACAUCUGGCACAGCACAAGAUCGCACCCACACAGCUCAGCAGGGCCCGGAAGAUCACGCAGAGGACGGAAAGCCCACCCUUCUCCCUCCGGUGGUUCCGGGAGUUCAGGAGAACUACAUUGUGCUAGAUGUUGAGCCCAUCCUUGAAUACACCGAAGGGAACCCCGCAACUGACCAUCCAGCCACUAAAUCUGUGCCAUCGCCACCGGCAAACCCAUCGACGCUAGCGGGACACACAUCCCCAGGGCAGACCGCAACACCAACUCAGUUCCGUGUAACGUCCGCAAAGAGCUUUUCGCCGACGUGGCAGGUGCUGAACAGCGAGAUGGUACCUGCACCGACAUUCGAGAAUCAUGAUGCGGGCGAUGUCCUAGGGAACGGUUUAAUGCUCAAGAUCCACGGGACCGGAGGGAUUCCUGCGGACGCCGGGAAAGGCCGAGACGGCCAAGGCACGCAGAAACUGGAGGAUAUGAUGGAGCGAUUCGCAGUGAGGAUGCGUGAGUUGCAGAUGAUAAUUGACGCUGCAGAAAUGCCUCUUCUCGAGGAGAGUCAAUUGGCUGAGGGCCAGGGCGCUCCUGACACGAAACUUCCAACAGAAGAUUCCCCUGGUGAAGAAGCUUUGCAGAAGGAGACCGACGAGUGA
Molecule: messenger RNA, 1032 nt
Organism: Penicillium macrosclerotiorum
Lineage: Eukaryota; Fungi; Ascomycota; Eurotiomycetes; Eurotiales; Aspergillaceae
Exons: 1
Coding region: 1-1032 (343 amino acids)
Source: RefSeq, a predicted model, not a curated record